This is a messenger RNA of Hymenoscyphus albidus, 1811 nucleotides long. NCBI's taxonomy places the organism in Eukaryota, Fungi, Ascomycota, Leotiomycetes, Helotiales, Helotiaceae. The record is from the annotation of a GenBank genome assembly.
UCACGAUAUUGUUGCGCAAUCUACACAUGUGGUGUGAAAGUUCCCUCGUAACCUUACUCAUGAGAUGCCCCUCCCCCUGCAACCACUGGAGCCUCUGCUUGGGAGAGUCACGUCACCUAAUCUCUUUCUCUCCAAACUUAUCCCUCAAACCUAUUCGGGAGGGUUAGUGAGACUUCAAUCUAUUCUGACCACUUUUAGGCCGUCUGCAGCGUCUCCGUCGCAUCUUUUCCAGUAAGGUUAAGCCCUCGUUUCUGACCACACUCAUAACCCGGAGUUUGCCGUGGAUGUUGACCUAACAUGUUGCAUUCAGUCGCUAGUGUCCGUUGAGAUGCCAUCUCCAGCUAUUGCACCCAUAUUCAAAAAAGCCUACUGGACUCUGCUACUCGGGACUUUAUUCUACAUACUUGCUCUCAUAUCCUUCACAAAUCCCUGGUUGCAAAGACAGUAAAUCCCCAGCGUCAAAGUUUCAUCAUGAUGACAAGAGGCUAACUCGGAAUAGCAUCUUGUACUGCCACAAGUUCCACACAGCAUGGUGGCAGGAUAUUAGCAAACCGGAACAAUGGGGAUUUGCUAGUACGUCUCUCACCACCUUUCUUUUUUAUGGGUCCACAUUCUGACAAGAGGAAGAAAACCAAAUCACCCCAUUCAAUUUCACGACGCCGGAUAAUGAGGUGUUGUAUGCGUGGCAUGUUAUGCCCUUAGGGUUAUAUGCUAAGCAUGAGGCUGCUAUAUUGAAUCAACCAUCCGGAGAAGAGAUCACCCGCACGAAAGCGUUCCAGCUUUUACGUGAUGAUCCGGAUUCCAGGCUGAUUGUAAACUGUAUGUUAUUUUCACUAUUAUUUCUUUCUCUUGUUCACCUGUUCAUCUGCUUAUAUAUCUUAGUCCACGGGGUAUUUACAUCUCCUUCUUUCCGAAUGUGUAUAUCAACACAUCACUAACCACCUCGAAAGAACGCCGGCACCGUAGCCCAAGGCUGGCGAACCGACAGCUACCGUUCUCUAUCCGAUGGAAGCACAUCCAAGAUUCACAUCCUCGGCCUGGACUACCGCGGCUUCGGUCACUCCACAGGGACACCCACCGAAUCAGGCCUCAUAAUCGACGGCAUCGCAGCCGUAGACUGGGCCUUGAACAUCGCCAAAGUCCCAUCCGAUAGAAUCGUCAUUCUAGGUCAUAGUCUAGGCACAGCAGUAAGUACCGCCGUCGCAGAACACUACGCACUGAAAUCCAUCGAGUUCGCGGGCGUGGUCUUGAUCUCUGGAUUUACGUCUAUCCCCGAACUGCUUCCUGAUUAUGCUAUCGCUGGACUCCUUCCUGUCUUAUCGCCAUUGAAGAGAUCUCCAGCUUUGCUCAAAAUAUUCAACAAUUUUGUCGUUGAUACCUGGCCCACUGCCACACGUCUCGCAAACUUUGUGCGUGUGAGUAAGAAAUUACGGCUUUUCAUCUUGCACGCGAAGGAUGACUAUGAUAUCCCAUGGUUCCACUCUGAUGGCUUAUUCGCUGCUGCUGCUAAUGCUACGACGGACGGUGGAAUGGAAAUCUCACUACUGAAGAGUAUGAAGAAGAGGAAUACGAUUGAGAUGGGGGAUGGAGCUUCUAUCGGUACCUGGAAAGAUGGGGAGGAUAAGAUUAUACGAGAGGAAAUUGUGGCGUAUGGUGGUGAGUACUUUACUUCCUAUCUGCCCUACUCUUUUGUGUUGUUGAUGGAGAUUAAUGGUUUUGUAGAACAUAAUCGGGUUUUGACGUAUGCGACCGUUUCUCUAGCUGCGUUGAAGGCGUUUGGACUUGAUGAAGGUGGCGUUUUGCCGGUGUAG